GAAAGGUCGAGCAGCGGCAGCGCAGAACCACAACAAGAGCGGCUUUCGGGCUUUGUUUAGUGGAUGUGAAUGAGCUCCGUCACCUCCUCCAGAAAUGUGGUCGGAUAUAAGGACCAUGUUACUUUUUCAUUUGUUCGUCCUCAGGCUCUCUUACCUGAAAGCUACUGAUGAGUGUGAGGAUGGACAAUUUCAGUGCAACAACAAAAGGUGUAUACCGAGCAUCUGGAGGUGCGACGACGAUGACGACUGCUCAGACAACAGCGACGAAGAAAACUGCCCCAGGAAAACAUGUGCCCCUGCAGAGUUUGCCUGCUUAAAUGGACAGUGUGUACCGGGACGGUGGCGCUGCGACGGGGAACCAGAGUGUCCAGAUGGCUCCGAUGAAGCAGAGGAGACAUGCAGCAAACAGACGUGCCCUCCAGAGAAAUUUGACUGUGGGGGAUCCACCAACAAGUGUGUCUCGUUGUCAUGGAGAUGUGACGGGGAGAAAGAUUGCGAGAACGGAGCGGACGAGGAGGACUGUGCAUCUGAUGCCAAAGCGUGCCCGAGCGCAGAGUUCAUGUGUGCCAACCGUAAAUGCCUGGCCACGGUCUACGUGUGUGAUGGUGAUGACGACUGCGGAGACGGCAGCGAUGAGCUCAAGUGUUCUUCUCCACAGACCUGUGGGCCCAACCAUUUCCGCUGUAAUGCCUCGGAGUGUGUACCAUUAAUGUGGAGCUGUGACGGAGACCCUGACUGCUCUGACGGUUCGGACGAAAGCCCAGAACGCUGCGGUGGUGAUGGCGCCCCCUACCUGCCUAACCGCAGAGCCAACUGCACUGCUGGCGAGUUCCGCUGUGCUAAUGGGGAGUGUAUUCGCCUGACAUGGAAGUGCGAUGGCGACCCAGACUGCAAGGACAAAUCUGAUGAGUCUGACUGUCCUCUGCUGACAUGUCGUCCUGAUGAGUUUCAGUGCGGUGAUGGUUCGUGCAUUCACGGCACCAAGCAGUGUAACAAGGUCCAUGACUGUCCUGACCACAGUGAUGAGUCUGGCUGUGUCAACGCCACAAAAUGUGAAGGACCUCUGAAGUUUCAGUGCAAAAAUGGGGAAUGUAUUGACAACUCUAAGGUGUGUGACUCUGUCAAAGACUGCAAGGACCGCUCUGACGAGCCUAAGAAAGAGUGCGGGUUGAACGAGUGUAUGAUCAAUAACGGCGGCUGCUCCCAUGUCUGCAUGGACAGACCAAUUGGUUUUGAGUGCCAGUGUCCCACCGGAUACCAGCUGCUGGACAAGAAGACUUGUGGAGACAUCAAUGAAUGUGAGAACCCUGACGCUUGUAGCCAGAUAUGUAUCAACUACAAAGGAGAUUUUAAGUGUGAGUGCUAUGAAGGAUAUGAGAUGGACCUGGUCACUAAGACUUGCAAGGCUGAAGGGAAAAGCCCAUAUUUACUGUUCACUAACCGCCAUGAGAUCCGGCGCAUCGACUUGGUGAAGAGGGACUACAGCCAGGUUGUAUCUACACAGAAGAAUGCAGUGGCUCUAGACCUGGAUGUGGCUAACAACCGUGUCUUCUGGUGUGACCGAUUCCACAGGAAAAUCUACAGCGCCUUCAUCCAUGAGGCCAGUGACCCCUCCCAGCAGGUUCCACUGGUGGAUUCUUCCCUGCAGACCCCUGUGGGCCUGGCUCUGGACUGGCUCCAACACAACCUGUACUGGACCGACUCAGGAGACAAGUCCAUCUCUGUGUCCUCAGUGGAUGGCACCAAGAGGCGCGUCCUCAUCAGCUCUGACCUGAGUGAGCCCCGGGCUAUAGCUCUAGAUCCCCAUCAUGGCUUCAUGUACUGGUCAGACUGGGGCACACGAGCCAAGAUAGAGAAAGCUGGGAUGAAUGGAGUGGAUCGACAGGUUCUGGUGUCUGAAAAUAUUGAAUGGCCCAAUGGCAUUACUCUGGAUGUAGCCAACAGGCGCCUCUACUGGGUGGACUCCAAAUUGCAUCUCAUAGCGAGUGUAGACCUGAACGGAGCUCACCGCAGAACACACAUGUCAUCUGCGGAAAGACUGGGACACCCCUAUGCUCUGGCUGUAUUUGAGGACCGGAUCUACUGGACCGACAGAGACAAGGCAGCAGUUUUUAUGGCCAAUAGGUUAACUGGUCAGGACAUCCAAGCUCUGGCUGAAAACCUGAAUGACCCCCAUGACGUUGUGGUCUUCCACCAGCUCCGACAGCCACCAGGUCCUGACAGCUGUAAUAUGGGCAGUGUGGCCAAUGGGGGUUGCGAGUAUUUAUGUCUUAAAGCACCACAGAUCACCGAACACUCUCCUAAAUAUACCUGCGCCUGCCCAGAUGGACAGGACCUGGGGCCUGAUAUGAGGGGCUGUGUACCAGCAGCACCAAGAGAUGAGUUGACUGUGAGAUCACCACCUACCGGCAGACUUACACCCAACACCAGAGAGACUGCUGCUGAGGGCAUCGCUCCGUCCUCAGGGGGAGUCUCACUGGCAGAUGAUGUCCCCUAUCUGACCGCUGCUCCAUCUCCUCCUGAGUUUCUCACCCCACUCAGUACCCUGCAGCCUCUGUCAUCACAAGAGUCAGAAUCACUGGGCUCCCACUCCACGGCCACAGCUAUGGUCAUGUCAACCACAUCUGCAGGGGACAGCAGUGUCUCCCAACACUCUGGUGGUGAGAAUUUUGUGCUGGGUGAGAACCUGACAGUGGCAGUUCUCGGAGUGGUCAUUCCUAUUGUUCCUAUCGUUGCCACAGUGGUGUUCGGCCUGGUCUGCGCUGGAUUCUACCUGGUGUGGCGGAACUGGCGGCACAACUCCACCAAGAGCAUGAACUUUGACAAUCCAGUCUACCGCAAAACCACCGGCGAGGGUGAGGAGGACGAGAUCCACAUCGGAAGGACCGACACCAUGGGACACCACGUGCACCACCACCCGUAUCCUCAAGGGGUCACCAUGGGUGUUGUAGGAGCAGGGGGUGGCACAUGCCCACAGUUCAUCGCCCUGCCUUUAGGGGGAGGCAUGCCAGAUGCAGGAACUCACUGGUACACGGAGCAGCCCAUGCUCUCCACUGCAAAGUGAGGCAAAGAACCAACUGCAGGUGCAGAUGGACACUCAAGCACACACACACACACAGUGAAGUAAGAAUAAACUUGGACUAUGUUUACUGAAGGGAUGAACAACAUAGCAUUGACUCAUUUAGCCAUAUACAGCCAUUUCCUUUAUCAAAUUUCAUAUAUAUGCUCUGACAUCUAUUAUUAGAUCAACAUAAUGUUUUAGGAGUGAAAUUCAUGGAUGUGUUUUUCUAAAUAAACGCUGGGAGGUAAUGACGAAUUAACCAGUGUGUGCUAAAGUGCUCCUGAAGCAAAAAAAUUAAGUUAAACUCACUGUUUUUAACUUUUCUAUUGAACACUGAGGGAGAUGUGUGUGUCUUAAAUUUCACAAAGGGAAUGGUUGAGCUUCUCUGUCGUCCUUGAUGUGUUAAUUUGAGAUUUAUGGUAUUCCUUGUUGGCAGUGGAGCUCUGGGACAGCUGCUGAAGAAAGAGGAGCUCUUAAACUGGGGCAGCUGUUUGUGUUGGUGAGACAAUCUGUGCAGAUGGGUGUUCCCAGUCCCAAAUGUUGUUACUGGACAAGUCUUGUGUUGUAAACAUUUUUGUGGAUAUAUUCUUCUGGUUCAGAGCCUUUUGGGGUGAGGUCACAAUGUAGUUGAACAAUGUUGGUUUCAAUUUUUUAUUUUAUUUAUUGAUGAGUGGAAAGAAAAAGUUGAGACUCACCAUGUUUGGUUCUAUAAGCAUAAAGGUGCUGAGGUUAGAUUGCUUCUUCUUUUUGUAGCUUGUUGGGAUGUUAAAUGGUCUGAGAAAAGCAAUGGACUGUAGAUAUCAGCCAGAUGAGGUGUUCUGUGGUUGAUAAAAAUCACUGAGUGUUAAUGAUUUCAUUUGACGACCCGCUUUUGACUGUGACAUAUGCACACACACAGAUCCACCUGCCGUGCAGUGGUGUCAGAUUCCCGCUGUUCCUCUGGCGAGGACAGGGACCAGAUGCAUUCGCCCUCUGCAAACACAAGCAGCAUGCAGAACUGCUCGCCAGCUGAAAAUGCAGCCAUUCAUUGUUCUAUGUGAGACACUCUCACCCACAUACUGCACAGUGGAUUCUGUGGCCAGCUGUCCUCCCACUGAGGCGGCCGUUAUUUGAGCAGACAGUUUGAGAUAACGCCGUGCAGGAGAGCCUAGCAGGUGCCUGCUGUGGGUGGAAGACAUGUCAUGUGAUGUAACCCCAAACAACAACAGAAAAUCUGACUCUGAUGCAAUGCGCUUGGCGCCGACUGAUGAUGCGGGUGAACAUGUUUCAUGCUGGUUUAGCCUCAUCACUGACACAGUUGACUUCAUUUAGAAACUUUAAAAUUCCCAGUGUGAUCUGUUGAAAUGCAUGUGUGCCAAUUGUUUAUCCCAUAGCCAUAUUUAAAACUGUUUUUGGAUGCUAUUUGUUGCACAUUCUCUUAGAAGGCCUUCUGUACUGUGUUUCUCAUGGAAGAAGGUGUGUGGGUGUGUGUGUGUGUGAGUGUGUGUGUGUGUGUUUGGGACAGUAGAAAAGCUUUGAGGGUGCUUUUUGAUUCAUCGGGUUGUAAAUAUGUUUUCAUAACGUUUUUGAUAAUGUAUUGUAUAAUUCUGUAAAAGAAGAGCUGUAUAUAAGAUUUUAGAUAAAGUGUUGACACCUAUAUUAAUUUAUUUGUAUGAAGAAAGCACUGUUUUUCCCUGAUUGUUUCAAAUCAGUUAUCCACCAAAGUGGUUUGUUUAGUUUUUGUUGUUUCUUGCUGUGCAUCGUUUAGCAUCAUUUUUGUAUGAAAACCUUCUUGUUUUAUGUUAGCCUUCAUAAAAGAUUAAGAUGCCCCACAUUCUUCACCCAGAAAGGAAAAAAAGUCCACAUCUGUUAAAGAUUUUUAAACCUUAACCUUCAGUGAGAAGAUUGCUUUGUAUUUAUUUGUGCCUUUUUUUGUUUACUCAUAUUAAUCUUGUGUUUUUCCAUAAAAAGAAAAAGGAUCAGCCAGUUGCUGCACAUCUAACGAUGGACUGUAUUAAGGACAAGCUGGUUCCAUGUUUUAAUUUUCUUAAUUAGUUUUGAAUAUCUCUUUUUCUUGUUACAUAAAAUCUGACAAAAACAA
This is a messenger RNA of Girardinichthys multiradiatus, 5141 nucleotides long. RefSeq names its product low-density lipoprotein receptor-related protein 8-like. Gene Ontology annotation, molecular function: calcium ion binding; protein binding. NCBI's taxonomy places the organism in Eukaryota, Metazoa, Chordata, Actinopteri, Cyprinodontiformes, Goodeidae. The record is from RefSeq and is a predicted model, not a curated record. The transcript has 18 exons. The coding region runs from base 95 to 3064 and encodes 989 amino acids.